Messenger RNA from Prunus dulcis (almond), 282 nucleotides. RefSeq names its product elongation factor 1-alpha. Bases 1 to 282 code for a protein of 93 amino acids. NCBI's taxonomy places the organism in Eukaryota, Viridiplantae, Streptophyta, Magnoliopsida, Rosales, Rosaceae. The record is from RefSeq and is a predicted model, not a curated record. The transcript has a single exon.
AUGGCUGUCAAGUUCGCUAAGCUCCUGACCAAGAUUGACAUGCGAUCUGGUAAAGAGCUUGAGAAAAAGCCCAAGUUCUUGAAGAACGAUGAUGCAGGGCUUGUUAAGAUGAUUCCCACCAAGCCCAUAGUUGUUGAGACUUUCUCCGAGUAUCCUCCACUUGGUCGAUUUGCUGUGAGGGACAUGCGCCAGACUGUGACCGUGGGAGUCAUCAAGAAUGUGGAUAAGAAGGAUCUUACUAGAGCCAAGGUCACCAAGUCUGCAGCCAAGAAAGGCAAAUGA